Molecule: messenger RNA, 1848 nt
Organism: Knipowitschia caucasica
Lineage: Eukaryota; Metazoa; Chordata; Actinopteri; Gobiiformes; Gobiidae
Source: the annotation of a GenBank genome assembly
AUGAACAAGUGUCCGGAUACCACCCACUUUAACCCGGGCAUCACUCCUGAAUCUAAUGGAGAACCAGAGCGAAGGACUCUCUUGAAUGUUUCGCAGUCUCUUGGAGUUCAGCUUCUCAGUGUUCUCCGGUCAUUUAGACAACAAGGCUUGUCGUUUGAUUUCACCAUCAACGCGCAGGAUCAAAGCUUCCCCUGUCAUCGCUGUGUGCUUGCAGCAUCCAGUGAUUUCUUUAGGGCUAUGUUUGAGGUGGACAUGCGUGAGCGUGAAGCUGGCUCGGUCACGCUGACAAACCAAAGUCCUGGAGCAGUGAGGACUUUCCUGGAUUUUGCCUACACUGGAGAAGCAGUUAUCACAGAUGCAAGUGUAGACACCAUUUUUCAGAUAGCCUCAUUCCUUCAGGUUUCAGCCCUCUCUGAAGCAUGCAGUGAUUUCCUCAUAGGGUCCAUGGAUCUUACAAAUGCCCUGUGCCUCUUGUCCCUUGCUGAAGCAUAUGGUUCGCCUUCAUUACUCCUAAGUUCCACGGAUUUUGUGCUUGAGAACUUUCACUGCUUGUCUCAAAAAAAGGAUUUUAUGGAUAUGCAGACAAAUGUUUUAGAAAAAUGCCUCAGAUCAGACUUACUCAAUAUCCCCAGUGAGGAAACUCUGGUCCUGUCUCUACUGAGCUGGAUACGCCACAAUCUUUCUGAAAGACGAGCCCUUCUCCCAGGACUCCUGUCUCUGACUCGGCUCCACCAUAUCCCUGCACCUGCACUGAAGACUUUAUUUGAUGUGGACCCUCUUCUCUCCAACGAUGAACAAUGCCUUGCAUUACAGUCAGAGGCGCAGCAUGUACAAAGUCAGUACAAUGGUCUCAUGACAGAUGCCAGGCCAUCCACGACACAAAGCUACAUCUACAUCCACAAAACAGAGGAGAGAGGUGACAUCCACCAUGCAUUCUGCUAUUGUCUGGAUUCAGACCAGUGGAAGGUGCUGGGGACUGAGGAGGGCACAGACACACUCCCCGACCCCCCUGGCUGCCACUUCAUUAGUUAUGCUGAGAAGAUGUUUAUCACAGGUGGUUGUGGCAGAAACUGCCGCCGCUCAGUCCGCCUUCAUGUGGCUGAGCCACACCAUGAUGCCACAGACGAGGUGUGGUGCUUUUGCCCAGUGACAAGAACAUGCACUGCUGCUCCUGCCAUGCUCACACCCCGCACUAUGCACACUGCAGUCUCCAGUCUGGGUCGAAUCUAUGUCAUCGGGGGAAGAACCAGAGGAUCUCGAGAUGGAGCUCCAAGUCUGUUGGAGGUAGAGUAUUACAACCCUUUGUGUCAGACCUGGACUGCUGUCAGCCCUCUGCCCACUGCUAUAUUUUACCCUGAAGCUGCCAGCUGUGAUAAUAUUAUUUACACUUUGGGAUCUGAGGUGGAAACGACAGAUACGUUUAACCCUUUGCUUGACUGCUUCUUCCGAUAUGAUGCCAAACAAGACCAGUGGACACGUCUCGUCGCAGAGUUCGGACAGUUUUUUCAUGCCACAUUAGUCAAAGCAGUGUCCAUUAAAAAUACUCUGCAUCUCUGUGACUUGUCAACGUAUAAGGUGUUCAGUUUUUGCCCAGAGACGUGUGAGUGGAAUGGGGAGGGAUCUUUUGAGAGUGCCGGGUUCAAUGCCGGGGCUGUGGGUACUCGUGAUCGAAUCUAUGUCUUGGGCGGGGAUUAUUCUCCAGAUGAAAUCACAGAUGAAGUUCAGGUCUAUCACAGUAGUAAGAGCCAAUGGGAGGAAGUGACGGCCAUGCCCAGACCCCUGACUGAGUUCCACUGUCAGAUUAUCCAUUUCAACACAUACAAAGACCCAUGGAGGGAUGAGACAUAG